Molecule: messenger RNA, 4688 nt
Organism: Pungitius pungitius (ninespine stickleback)
Lineage: Eukaryota; Metazoa; Chordata; Actinopteri; Perciformes; Gasterosteidae
Gene: tspan15
Product: tetraspanin 15
Exons: 8
Coding region: 134-1027 (297 amino acids)
Cellular component (GO): plasma membrane
Source: RefSeq, a predicted model, not a curated record
CGUCACUCUCCCACUCGAUAUCAUUGUCAGUUUACUCCAGCCCAUAAACCUCCCAUCCAUCCAUAGCUCGUGCGCUCCCAGGUGUGACGACGAUGCGGAAGUGAGUCGUCAACCGUCUCCUCUCACAGACACCAUGUCCGACAACGACGAUGUGCGAUACUGCCAGCGAUGCUCAUACAUUUUCCUCAAGUUGAUUCUGUUCGCGUAUGCCAUCAUCUGGUGGUUGAUAGGUGGCUUCAUCCUGGGCAUCGGCAUCUAUGCAGAGGUGGAGAGGCAACGCUUCAAGACGCUGGAGGGCGUGUUUUUGGCCCCGGCGAUAAUCCUGAUCCUCCUGGGCAUCAUCAUGUUCAUCGUUUCACUCGUUGGACUCUUGGGUUCGCUGAGGGAUAAUCUGACCCUACUGAAAGUGUUCAUGUACACUCUGGCUGUGUGUUUGAUCCUGGAGCUUCUCGGAGGAAUAUUGGCGCUGGCGUUCCGCCAUCAGACUUUGAGUUUGCUGAACAAGAACAUCAGGAAAGGCAUAGUGAACUACUAUGAUGACCUGGACUUCAAAAACAUCAUGGACUUUGUACAGAAGAAGUUUAAAUGUUGCGGGGGUCAAGAGUACUCGGACUGGUCGGUCAACAUGUACCACAACUGUUCUGCACCUGGUCCGUCGGCCUGCGGCGUCCCGUAUACCUGCUGCAUUACUACGAAGCCCAAUGAAGUGGCCAACACCAUGUGUGGGUACAAGGUGUUGGAAAAAACGCGUUUGGAUUUGAUCGAAACCAUCUAUAUCCGAGGUUGCACUGAUGCUUUCUUCAUCUGGCUGAUGGACAACUAUAAGAUCAUGGCUGGACUCCUAUUGGGGAUCCUACUGCCUCAGUUCUUUGGUGUGGUAGUCAGCUGGCUGUACAUGACUCGCGUUGAAGACGCCAUCAGUGAGUACGGUCACUACAUGGACCUACUGGACUCGAGCGCGGAUGAAAAAGUCCCCAAGAAGCAGGUUAAGGUAGCUAAGUGGUUUAGAUGUAUGCCGGAGAUCUGAUGGAGGUGACGAACAAUUCACAGCAAACGGACUCCUGCUGCAGACACUGUGAGAGACCUUUGACCAGAAGGAAAUGCUAUGCACCCAAAUUAUUGAUGGUUUGAUACUCAAGUAUUGCUUCAACAUUACUGUAAACUCACUGGAUGUAUCCCACACAAAAACGUUUAAGGGCAUGAAGGGCACAUGUGUUAAAAGUUUAUGACUGUGUUACCAUACGAAAUACAAGCAGGGGUCAGGAAUGAUGGCUCAUUUAUAUUGUACUUUUUGUAGACUUUUAGCUGCACGCAGUCUCAGGGAUAAAUGCAGAAACAAAUACAACCACUUUUGCUCCUUUAUUACAAUAUGAAAUUUAGUCUGUUCAGCUCAAUCAUACAACCACAAUAUACAGCACUGACCCUUUUCUGUAUACUGUUAAACAUUUCAUUGCUUGUUUUUUUGUUUUUUUAAGCAUUGGCCUGCUACUCUAUACAACCACCGGUGAAGUAGCUUUCUUUCAUCUUGUGUAUAGGACUGGGAAUACAUUGAGACUAAACAAUUGUUUUUAAUCAGGCCUCUUCACUCUUUGACUUUUCUGAAGUGCUAACUGAAGCUCCAACAAUUGCUGCCCACUCUGUUAAGAGCUAAUACACUAAUAAUUUGCAACAACAAAUAAUUCCUCUGAGAAAUAUAAUUCCACCAGAAUUAUUCUAUUUGGAAAGAAAUUCUGCUAAGAAAGCAACAGCAACUGGCCAAUCAGAGGCCAAGUAGUAUGGGGCUAUGCAAUGUGAGCGUAUCUUCAAUACGAUGCCACACAACUUUCACAAAGGUUCAUAUACUAUGUCCCGGGGGCACAUUGUCAUGUGCUAUACACAGGUGGACACAGUACCGACCCCCCACACACAGGACGUGGGGGGAUCUUACUGGCAAUUGCAUGAUCGGUUUUAAAUGUUGGUGUCAGUUCAUUGACAACAUGUAUUGAAAUAAAUGUGUUGUCAAGUUUUUUUUUGCCUGGUUAUGGAUCUUUCUGUAAAGGGAUAUUUUUGAGGUUGGGUGCUGUUUAAUAAAUGAUGACUGAUGCAGUAUCAUAUUGUGUACACAAAAAAAGGCUUCCCACUGAGUUACACGCAUUCUAUCUAAACAUUUCAUGCGAUGGUAUUUAAAUAUGAAAACAAUUUACCCAAGACGCUUAGAGACGCGCAAGUGUAAAUGAUUAGAUCUAUAAUGCAGAUGACAAUUUGAUUCCCUGAGAAACAUUUAACAUGCUGAAGAGGUGCUCAUUGUUCACAGGAUCUAUCUGUGUCACCUCAGCAAUCCAUGGCUAUGAUUCUUUUUAAAUGUUUUUACACGCUUUGUGGCAAUUGGAGGAGAGAGAAAAUGGUUUUCACCAACAAAGAAAGACCAAGGUGUUGAGAAUGAUCCGGCCUCGAGCACCUUGGAGUCUGGAGAGGGGAGAUCCGCUCCUGUGUUAUUUAUCAUCCCCGUCAAACUUUAACCAAACACACACUGAGAAACCAGAACGAUCACACAAGCAACAUUUGGACCCACCAAGCCAACACACACGUUUCCUCCCACUUAUUUACCUCAUGGACUGCUUGAAAGAAGUUCAUGGUCAUUGAAUAUCUAGGAAGUUGAAAUUAAAAGCAUUCUCCAGUUGACAGUGCCAAAGAGCUCAUUUGAUAUCCGAGGAAUAGGAGUUGAGCAUGUUUCACCAUUUCUUAUUGAAGUUGUCAUUUUUCAGUACACACCCUGAACUGGGCCAAAAAUACAUGACUGCAAUAUGAUUUCAGUCUGAAAAUUCUGUGAAUGCUUCAAUGAAUGUUUUUCCUUUUAUAAAGGAGAACAAACAUACGUUUUCAUAAACAUAAGUAAUUCGUUUUCCUUUUGACAUAAUGGCCUUAUUGUUUCAAAACGUGGCGUGAGAUGUUUUAGUCUUCAAUUAUUUUUUCAUAGGGCCCCUCCCAAUUUGGCCGCCGGCCGACCCUUCCUUGGUGCGCUUUUUAAAUCUAUUUUUAAAUCUAUCGGUAUCAUUUUUGCCUGAACAGAUUUAUUCUCUUUGGCGAUCUUUUACCUCUUUGUAGACACAUGCACGCACACUAUGUCGCUGUGUACAAUGAUGUGUUGCUGGAUGCUGGUCAUUGAUUAUUUGGUAGAAAGACUAGUGUCUGGUCUGAUGCUGGCAUUUAGUUCUGGACAACAUAAUUAACUGAGGUAAUUAAUCAGUGUAGACAGCCGCACAAACAUGGAGGGAGAUGCGUGCUGCACCUCUAGUGCCACAUAGACCACGUUUAUACUUUAGUACACUCUUACUUCACUUCAUAGACAUUGGAUAUUUAUUCAUCAGACCAAGCAGACUCUGUUUUGAAUCAAUCAACCAAACCACAACAAAUAUUUAAUCAUCCCAAUAACACAAAAACUAAUUCUAAUUGGAUAUUUUUUAAAUGGUAGACUGAUGCUUUUAAUUAGUGUUUAAACAUUCCGUCAACAUCAUAUACCAUCUAGUUUGCACCCCUAUAUACACUCAAUUAUCAAAAGGAUUGUGCAGUAAGGGGAACUGAAAUGGAUCCAGGCAGUUUUCCGGUGACCAAUGAGCUUGAAAAUUAAAAGCUCAGCUAGAGAAGAUGAACAAAAAAUACUGUUCUGUAUUUUGAUAAUUGGCUUGAAUGCAGAAUGUGGCUCUUCGAUGUUGAUCUACAUGUAAUAAGUAAUACGCUUAGUUCUAUAAAACAAUCCAAACUUUUUGCUGUUGUUGCUUAUCUUGUUUUCUAUUUGCAAAGGCCUGUGACCUCACCAGUUCAACCUUGAUGAAUAAACUAACAAAAACCUUCCACCUGGGCUGGUGGAGCUGCUCAGUGAUCAACUAUUAGGAAGAAUGUGAAGAGGUAGAACUGUAUGCUCUUCAGUACCAAUAACUCAUUUACUAAAUGGAAUAAUUGCCGGUGUUUUUCUUUAUCUAGCAAUAUGUCUUCAAUCCUAAGUGGCAUGUAACAAAGGUCGAACUGAGAAGGGUCUAUAAAAAGAUGCAAAGGGAAAACCACAUAAAGCAGCAUGUACAAAGGAGGCAGAGCCAUUAAUCAGGUUAUAUAAGGUUUAAAUUAGCCAUGAAAUGCUGAAAGCUCCACAGAAAAGUAAUUGCCUCGAGUAUUUGUAAAGUACCAACUGGCGGGGAACACAUGGUUGAUAUUUUUCUUUUCCAACUUGUUUAGAUUGGCUUAAAAUCUGCAAUUUUUUCAUGAGUUCCAGCUGUUGUAUAUCAAAGAAAUGUUGAUUAAUGAUUUAUGAUUAAAAUUGUGUGAACAAAACACUAUUCUUAUUUUGAGGUUUUUAUCACUAAAGUAAGAUGGAACAUUCAAUUUCGGCCAAUGGAUUCUCUCCAAUGCAACACAUUCUACCUUUAAUAAUUUAAACCAAGACUCAGAGGGGAAAUACAGCUUUUGUAAGCUGAUAACAAAAAACUUUAUUUUCUGCCCAUGUUAGAGAUGCACCUGUGAACAUUUAGUCUUUGAAGAAGUUAAUGGAGUUCUUAAUUAGCUACAUGACUGUGCGUAUUAAAUAGCCUAAUCAUUAAUAUGUAUAUCCAAAGGUCAAUUGAGUCAGGCUUUGUUUAAUGUAUGAUGCUAAUGUGCCUGUUAUCCAAUAUAUAAUAUGUUAGUUUUUCUUCUCCAUGCAUCCCUCUUUUUCUUUC